AGGACACAAGGACGACUCCAAUUCAAUCAAUACUUUGGAUUUGUCGUCUUCCUGUCUUAAAACCUCCCACUCGCUUAAACCCUAGUUAGCCCCCGCCUCUCUUUAUCGAUGUCGAGCCUCGAGGAUGGAUUCGCGGCUGAAAAGCUCUUCGCUCAGGGAUACUCUUACACUUACGACGACGUCAUCUUUCUUCCCCACUACAUCGACUUCUCGACAGACGCCGUCUCCCUGUCCACGCGCCUUAGCCGGCGCGUCCCACUCUCGAUACCUUGCGUUUCGUCUCCGAUGGACACCGUGUCGGAGUCUCACAUGGCCGCCGCAAUGGCCGCCCUUGGCGGGAUUGGAAUCGUGCACUAUAACUGUGACAUCGCCGCUCAAGCAUCGAUUAUCCGCCAAGCCAAGUCCCUCCGACACCCAAUUGCUUCCGACGCCGGUAUGAAACUACCGGAGUUUGAGAUUAGCUCUUUGGAUGCUUUUAGCCCCUCUUCCUUCGUUUUUGUCACGCAAACAGCAGGAACAAUGACGACUCCAAAGUUGUUAGGCUAUGUCACGAAAUCUCAGUGGACUAACAUGAAUUACGAGCAAAGGGAGAUGAAGAUAUACGAUUACAUGAAGAGCUGCGACUUUUGUGUACCAUGGGACAUUGAUAUCGAGAAGAUGGAAGCUCUGUUGGAAGAUAAGCAGAAGGGCUUUGUGGUUCUGGAAAGGGAUGGUGAGACUGUGAACGUGGUGACAAAAGACGAUAUAGAGAGAGUUAAAGGAUAUCCCAAGUCAGGACCAGGGACCGUAGGUCAAGACGGUGAGUGGAUGGUUGGUGCAGCGAUAGGGACGAGAGAAUCUGAUAAGGAGAGGCUGGAGCAUUUGGUCAAUGCAGGAGUCAACGUCGUGGUGUUGGAUAGUUCUCAAGGGAACUCUUUAUACCAGCUUGAUAUGAUUAAGUAUGUGAAGAGGACUUACCCUGAAUUGGAUGUGAUUGGUGGAAACGUUGUGACGACUUACCAGGCGCAGAACUUGAUUCAGGCAGGAGUUGAUGGGUUAAGAGUCGGUAUGGGGUCUGGUUCGAUAUGUACCACACAAGAGGUUUGUGCGGUUGGUCGUGGACAGGCUACUGCUGUGUACAAGGUUUGUUCAAUCGCUGCUCAGAGCGGGAUUCCGGUUAUUGCGGAUGGUGGUAUCUCAAAUUCAGGUCACAUUGUAAAAGCUCUUGUCCUCGGAGCAUCAACUGUUAUGAUGGGAAGUUUCUUAGCCGGAAGCACCGAGGCUCCCGGGGCUUACGAGUAUAAGAACGGUAAGAGGAUCAAGAAGUAUCGUGGAAUGGGGUCGCUAGAAGCAAUGACUAAAGGAAGUGACCAGAGAUACUUAGGAGACACUGCCAAACUCAAGAUUGCUCAAGGAGUGGUUGGAGCAGUUGCGGAUAAAGGCUCUGUGUUGAAGUUGAUACCUUACACAAUGCACGCCGUGAAGCAAGGUUUUCAAGACCUUGGCGCUUCUUCCUUGCAAUCUGCUCAUGAUCUGUUGAGAUCUAACAUCCUCAGGCUCGAGGCUCGAACCGGUGCAGCACAGAUCGAAGGAGGAGUUCAUGGGCUGGUUUCUUAUGAGAAGAAAUCGUUUUAAGCUUUGGCCAAAAUUUGAGGAAUUUGAUUUGACUUUUUCCAUGUUAUACUUUUAGUUUCUAUUUAUUAACAUUGUUUAUACAUUUCUCAUUCCUAACAUCAAUUUUCUCUAAUAUUA
Eutrema salsugineum is the source of this 1731-nucleotide messenger RNA. Its product is annotated as inosine-5'-monophosphate dehydrogenase 1. The record is from RefSeq and is a predicted model, not a curated record. Gene Ontology annotation, biological process: GTP biosynthetic process. Bases 109 to 1614 code for a protein of 501 amino acids. Gene Ontology annotation, molecular function: IMP dehydrogenase activity. NCBI's taxonomy places the organism in Eukaryota, Viridiplantae, Streptophyta, Magnoliopsida, Brassicales, Brassicaceae. The transcript has 5 exons. Gene Ontology annotation, cellular component: cytoplasm.